ACGCUGCUAAGUCAGACGAGAAAUCGUGCAUUCAAUGGAGCGCUGGACGUGAGUUGUUCGAGCAGCGGCUCAUGCAAGAGAACUUUGGACGAUGAAACAGAUCAGAUGGAAACAGAUCAGGGAGAGGAUGCGAAAAAAGUCAGAUCUGCAAAAAAUAACGGCAGUAUUGGAGCUUCUGAUGAUUAUGCUACCAACAUCGCCGGAAAUAAUGCUACUAGCCACGCCGUCACAACUAGUAGUUACAACCUCCCUCUGCCUGACGAGCGCUCCAUCGCUUGUCUUGUCAAGUUUUACAAUGAUGAAGAACUUAGUAUCAACGACGUAGUGGAGGUACUGGGUGUAAUCUGUCUAGACCCCAGCCUCUCGGCAACCGACCUGAAUGAAGAAGACUCCUGCCCCAUGGAAGACACGAGGGAACCUGCUGCUAAACUUCCUCCUUCGUUGGUACCCAGAGUGCACUGUUUGCAGCACCUCCCCCUGGCUCACACCAACCCCCUGCUGCCUGUCAUCGACCCUCUGCCCAGCUGGUCCGCUGAUGCUCCUGACACCAGGGAGCUGCUGCGCUGCCUGCUCGAGGAGGCCUGUCUGGGCGACAAUCUGGUCGGCGACUUCCUUAUCUCAUGUCUCUUAGGCUCUGUCUACGUUAGGCUG
This is a messenger RNA of Hyalella azteca, 651 nucleotides long. Its product is annotated as mini-chromosome maintenance complex-binding protein-like. Gene Ontology annotation, molecular function: chromatin binding. Gene Ontology annotation, biological process: DNA-templated DNA replication. The record is from RefSeq and is a predicted model, not a curated record. The annotation marks the transcript as partial. The transcript is spliced from 4 exons. Lineage: Eukaryota; Metazoa; Arthropoda; Malacostraca; Amphipoda; Hyalellidae.